Chenopodium quinoa (quinoa) is the source of this 1772-nucleotide messenger RNA. RefSeq names its product transcription repressor OFP1-like. Gene Ontology annotation, biological process: negative regulation of DNA-templated transcription. Gene Ontology annotation, molecular function: DNA binding. The coding region runs from base 440 to 1516 and encodes 358 amino acids. The transcript has a single exon. Lineage: Eukaryota; Viridiplantae; Streptophyta; Magnoliopsida; Caryophyllales; Amaranthaceae. The record is from RefSeq and is a predicted model, not a curated record.
CAUCCUAAGUUUAGGCGAUUUGUCCCUUAAUUUACAGUCUGUAGUGGGAGCAUAGGAUUAUAGUGGGCAAAAAAAAAACUAAUGAUUCUCCAUACUUUUUAUAUCCUUCGUGCUGCUGGCUUUCAUCAUAUAAUAAAAUCUCCAUUUCCUUUUCUUCUGUUAUAAGAUGACUUUUUCUUUUACUAGACAUACUUUUAAUUUAAUGCAUGCUUUCUUUACCAAGCUUUAUUUAGUGGACCCUUUUUUUAUGUAACAUUUUUUUUUCUUCUAAGGGGUAAUGUAACACUUUUAUAGCAUAUAGUUUCAUCAUAUAUAGGCAAUAUAUAUUAGGAAACAUUGUAAAGAUGAAGUAAGAAUUCAUAAUAAUACAGAGGAGAAACACUAAGAAAUAAUCACAAAAGAAAGAAUUAGAGAAGAAUUUAGGAGUUAUUUUUGUAAGAUGGGUAAGUAUAGAUUUAGAUUAUCUGAUAUGAUGCCGAAUGCUUGGUUCUACAAGCUUAAGGACAUGGGGAAGGGAAGAUCAACAAAGUCGAAUACUCAUGCUUCGAAAAGUAUCAAGCAAUCCUCUGUUACAGACACUCAAACUAGUGUAACAAGCACAAGCAUCACUAAAUUUCGGCACCAAAAUAGCUCUUAUGCAUGUUAUACUAUCCCUGCAGGUACUGCAGAACCCCUGAACAGGUUUACUGAUCCCAUGUAUAGUUCACCCAGGAACUAUAGUCGAGUCUCGGAUGCUCGUUCUACUACAAGUCCCUGCAGAAAGUCGUCUAAUAAUGCUCGUAGAAGAAGCAGAAGAACAACAAUUUACAAGCAGAAGAAUGAAAAUGGUUGUACUGCUGAUCAGCCUUUAUAUUAUUCUCUUUCGUCUAGUGAGCUUGGCUCUCCUGAAGUCGUUAUUUCUGUGCCUAAUGAUCAUGGCAGGAAAAGCGCUAGUGUUGAUUUUGGGCCCGAGUUAUUGAUGUUUGAUGAAGUAGGUUCUUGGAGCUCAUCAUCGUUGCGAUCAUCAUGCAGCUGCUGCUGCAGGAUUAGUUCCUCUACUGCAGAUAUCAUCAUCGACUUGAAUCAUCAAGCUCAUGAAGAAUCAUCCUUCAGUAGAAAGUUUCAGAAGUUGAACGAGUUCGAUGCAGCAUCAGAGCUUGAGCUGCGCCCUAUAUUGACAAAACCUCAAGAUGAACCAAACUUUGACAUGAUUGACAUCAGAGGAUUAAGCACUGUCAUCAGGAAAUCUGCAGGAAAAGAGAAGCCUGUCACUGAUAAAAACAAUAAGUAUGUCAAAGAGGUAAAAUCGCGAAGGUCAAGUCUAUCAGAUAGCUUUGCUAUUGUUAAGUCGUCGUUAGACCCUCAAAGAGAUUUCAAGGAGUCUAUGAUGGAGAUGAUCCAAGAAAACAACAUAAGAGAGUUUAAAGAUUUAGAAGACCUUUUAGCCUGUUAUCUUUCACUGAACUGUAAAGAGUAUCAUCCUGUUAUUGUUAAGGCUUUCGAGCAUAUCUGGCUCAAAAUAUUCUGCUCUUCAUAAUAAGGCCUAUCUAUUAAAAAAUUGUCCUAGUUGUAAUCCUGUAGUUUUUGAAAGAUUCUCAUGUACAUAAUGCUAAAUAAUCAAAACUGUAAAUUUCUGUUUAAGGGUCUCAGCAUCUUUUAAGCCUUUCCUACAUAAUUUAUCGCUGUUUUCUAUUGUUUCAGAAAGAAUUUUUUACAUGACCAAUCAGACGACAUUCACUCGUACAUAAGUCAAUUCAACAUAGAUUCAGACUUUCAGAGCAUACAUGAUUCUC